Messenger RNA from Bipolaris victoriae FI3, 612 nucleotides. RefSeq lists its product as hypothetical. The coding region runs from base 1 to 612 and encodes 203 amino acids. Gene Ontology annotation, molecular function: protein binding. The record is from RefSeq and is a predicted model, not a curated record. Lineage: Eukaryota; Fungi; Ascomycota; Dothideomycetes; Pleosporales; Pleosporaceae. The transcript has a single exon.
AUGGCAUUCGACGCCUACCUUCAACGCGCAGACGACUACAUCACGAAACAAAUUCAAAAGUUCGAGCAACAAAAGCGCGGCAACAGAUCACCGCCUCGCGCAAAUGGAUAUCAUCAGAUGAGCCAAUCACGACAGCACGGGCGUAUGUCAUCACAAGGAGGAUACCCCGGAAGCCCGGCCCCUCCUCAUGACCAACAUCACCCGCCCCCUGGAUCCAUGUUGCCAGCCGGUUGGAUCCAAAACUACGAUUCACAAAGCCAGCGAUGGUAUUACGUCGACACAACAACGGGAAGAAGCCAAUGGCAACCUCCUUCUUCCGAACCCCACCGCGCAGCAACCUUCCAGCCCGACACCCGUAUUCCCAGUCCCUACGACCAAUCCAAUCUCCGCAUGAGGUCGAAUUCUCAGCCUCAGCGCCCGGAAAUGAAUGAAGGAGGUGGACAGUUUUUGGAUCCCAGACAGAAUGGCAAUGCUGGUCCAAGCCCCAGUGUCAUGUCCAUGCAACUACCCCCAGGCGCGCAUUACGAUACAAAGACUGGUAAGGUUGUUCAUGGUAUGUUUCCUGAGGGACAGACGGUGCAGAGUUGGUCACAGGAGAUACAGAGGAUAUGA